Messenger RNA from Pararge aegeria (speckled wood butterfly), 2409 nucleotides. Its product is annotated as facilitated trehalose transporter Tret1-like. Gene Ontology annotation, molecular function: transmembrane transporter activity. Gene Ontology annotation, cellular component: membrane. The coding region runs from base 337 to 1839 and encodes 500 amino acids. The record is from RefSeq and is a predicted model, not a curated record. Gene Ontology annotation, biological process: transmembrane transport. The transcript is spliced from 4 exons. NCBI's taxonomy places the organism in Eukaryota, Metazoa, Arthropoda, Insecta, Lepidoptera, Nymphalidae.
UCGACCGCACACACUUUCCCCUCACUAGCGAACGCGUUCUUCAAUUCAAACUUUAACUUUUUAAAUUUUAAAAAAUCGAAUUUGGAAUCCGACGCGUGCGAGUUUCAAUUAAUUAAAAAACGCCGCGUAUUUUAUUAAAGAAGUUACUAUUAUGAGGCUGUUGAUUGAAAUAAUACUUAUUAGAUUAAAAUGUAUGUGAUUUAUUUUUAAUGUGGAAUGAUGUUAAUUAAUAAAUAAUAUAACAAGAUUGUGAUGUGUUAAACCGUUACCUGAUCAUGAUGUGAAUUAAAAAAAAACAGUUUAUAGUCAUCGAGUUCUUAAUGAGGCCGGAACAAGAUGAAACCUUUCAUUAAACAGGCGUUCGUGGUUUCCGGCGCGGCGCUGAACAUCGCUGGGCAUGGUUGCGCACACGGCUUCCCAGCGGUGCUGUUCGCGCAGAUCAAGAGCGACGGCGGCCCUGUCACGCUAACGGAUCAUGACACGUCCUGGAUAGCGUCAGCAGUAGGCGUGAUGGGAAUCGUCGGCAACUUUAUAUCACCAGUCCUGAUGACACGCUUUGGUAGACAAAAGUCUCACCUCAUCUGCACCAUCCCAGCUUUACUAGGCUGGAUUGUAUUCGUCCUAGGAAACUCUGUUCCUUUAUUCCUCCUUGCUAGAUUCUUACAUGGACUUGCAUUGGGCCUACGAACACCUUUAGCUGCUAUUUUGGUUGCGGAAUAUACAGAACCUAGAUAUAGAGGAGCAUUUUUAGGUACUUUUGCUAUAUCUUUAGGAUUAGGGAUUUUGCUUUCUCAUGUCUGGGGAGCAUACAUGUCAUGGAAAAAUACAGCUGUAGUAUGCUCCUUGUUUCCACUAAUAUCCAUGGUUAUUAUAAGUUUGUCUCCUGAAUCAGCGAGCUGGUUGAUUUCGAAAGGAAGGUUUGAAGAUGCAAAGAAGGCUUUUAGAUGGGUGCGUGGAGAAGGUGUCGCCCAAACAGAAGAAUUGGAAUCAAUGAUCAGAGCACAAGAAAAAGAGAUUCAGCUAGAAGGAAUGAGAAAGAAACGUCAAGUGAAUAAGAGAUUUAAGAUUAACAGGCUGUUUAAGACGAUAAUGGAUACAAUAAAAACUGUAAUGAGAAUAUUUAAAAAGAAAGAGUUUUAUAAGCCAUUAAUUGUAGCUAUAUGUAUGCUGGUAGUUUUUGAGUUUGGUGGUGCACACAUGGUGCCAGCUUACGGAAACUUAAUUUUGCAAGCAGUUUUAAAUAAACAGGAGGCUAAAGAUGUAGCGUGGCAGUUCACAGUGAUAGAUUUGUUGAGGACAAUUUGUGCAUUACUCGCUAUAUUUUUACUCAAAAAUGUGAAACGAAGAACUAUUCUAUUCAGCAGUGGAGUUAUGACGGUACUAUCAUUAGCUUUAAUAUCAGCUUUCAUAUAUUUGAGGAAAGCUGAAAUUAUAACACAAACUUGGUUGUUGGAUACCGUACCAAUGACUCUGAUGAUUUUAUACAGUUUAUCCUUCUGUUUAGGUUUAGUUCCUUUGAACUGGGUUAUUUGUGGCGAAGUAUUCCCGUUGACUUACCGAAGUUUAGGUUCAACUUUGUCCACUUCAUUUUUGACACCGGCUUUUGUGGUGUCAAUGAAAACAGCUCCACAUUUCUACACAUCUAUUGGCGUGGAAGGUGCUUUUCUAGUCUAUUCUGCAACUUUGACUGUUUGUCUAUUGGUGAUGUAUGCAAUGUUACCAGAGACUAAAGACCGUACUCUCCAAGAUAUUGAGGACAGUUUUAAAGGCAGAAAGUGCUCUGAUGUCGAAGUACAACUAAGUUUAAUGGACGAUAAGAAUAAUCUUGUUAGAAAAUAAGAAACAAAGUAGAUGUAACAUUCUUCUUCUCCUUCUUUCUUCUGGGCUUGUCUUCGUACUUGUUGGGCUCCCCGCGGGGUCAAUCCAGCCAGCCGAGCUCACUCCAGAAGCUAAGCAGGCCGCCCAGGUCGCCAAGUGCUUCAGGGAGUGAUGCUGGGGAGCCAAGGUAUGCUUGCUACUCCUCUACAUCGGAGCAUUUCGUGUGUCAGUAUCACAUGUACCCCAUGCUCUGCAAAGAGGACUGUCGGUUAUAUCUAAAGUGAAAAAGUUUUGUUUAAUUGGCAAUGUGCCCUGAUAUCAUUUUUACUACCGUUCUUAGUUUGAUCUGACAUAGUUUUAGUAGUUUGGUUUGCUAGAAUGUAACAUUGUUCAAGAAUCUAAUAAGUUUACAAGAUAAUUUUAAAACGGGGUACUGCAACACCAACUAUUAAAAUAAAUUAAUAUAAAUUCAAGUAUAGUUUAAAGUAUAUAAUUCUAAUUAACUAAUUAGUACACGAGUGCUGUGAUACGUUUUUGUACCACUAUUCUUUGUAGUAAUUUUAUUAUGUAAGAUUUUUAAUACAAAUACCA